Molecule: messenger RNA, 3843 nt
Organism: Spinacia oleracea (spinach)
Lineage: Eukaryota; Viridiplantae; Streptophyta; Magnoliopsida; Caryophyllales; Amaranthaceae
Product: DNA ligase 4
Exons: 2
Coding region: 170-3730 (1186 amino acids)
Biological process (GO): DNA recombination; nucleotide-excision repair, DNA gap filling; double-strand break repair via nonhomologous end joining
Cellular component (GO): DNA ligase IV complex
Molecular function (GO): DNA binding; DNA ligase (ATP) activity; ATP binding
Source: RefSeq, a predicted model, not a curated record
AACUAAUCGUGUCAAAUUGUCAAUAGCGUCUUGAAGAAGCUCCCCGUAAAAACCUUAAACCCUCCAAUGGCGGUUUCUCUCUCUUCCUCCCCCUAAACACUCACCACCACCACCACCAACAACAGUCCACCACCGUGACGCCGCCUUCUCUUCUGCCGCUCUCAUUAAAAUGAGCAAAGAAAUGAAGUUCAGCAUACUGGUAAGCCUCUUCGAGAAAGUUUCAAAAGCAAAACCUCCCGAUAAACGCACUAAAUUCCUGAAAUUCCUCGAAAUCUUCUGCAAACCUAGCGAUUAUUUCCCGUCAAUUCGCCUCAUUUUACCUACCUUAGAUCGCGAACGAGCUUCAUAUCAUCUCAAAGAAUCAGUCCUCGCUACCUCUCUCAUCGACGCCCUCGGCGUUUCUCGCGACUCUGAAGACGCCAAAAAACUAAUCAAUUGGCGCAAAGGCGGCACCAAAGUCGCCGGGAAAUACGCCGGUAACUUCUCUUAUAUCGUCGCUGAGUUCCUCAUGCGCCGGCAAUCGUCCGUCUCCGGCGACCUCACUGUUCGCGAGCUCAACGAGCUCCUCGACCGACUCGCGAACGCCGGCCGCGGUGCAAAAUCCGAUAUACUCGGCGAGAUGAUAAGGAGGACGAAUUGGCAAGAGAUGAAGUGGAUAGUCAUGAUAAUUUUGAAGGAAUUGAAGAUAGGUCUUUCUGAGAAGAUUGUAUUUGAUGUAUUUCAUCCUGAUGCUGAGGAUUUGUUCAAUGUAACGUGUGAUUUACGCCUUGUUUGUGAGAAAUUGAGUGAUCGGAAUGUUAGGCAUAAGAGACAAGACAUUCAGGUUGGAAAAGCUGUAAUUCCUCAGAAAGCAGAUAGAGCUCUGGAUUGCAGAGAUGCGUUGAAGAAUCUUCAUGGGAAGGAGGUUGUUGUUGAGUGCAAAUUCGACGGGUUUCGAAUCCAAAUUCACAAGGAUGGUGGUAAGAUUAACUACUUUUCCCCAAAUUAUCAUGAUCAUGAUGAAUAUGCACCUGCUAUGUCGAAUGUUAUUGUUGAUAAUGUGUUAGUUGAUAAGUGUAUUCUUGAUGGGGAAAUGCUGGUUUGGGAUAAUUCAAUUAAUCGUUUCGAUGUUUUCGGGACGAUUAAGGAGAUUUCUAAGGGUGUUAAAGAGGGUGUAGAUAGUGAGAAAUCGCUGUGUUUUGUUGCUUUUGAUGUGCUUUAUGUUGGGGAUACUAGUGUGAUUCAUCAAACUUUGAAAGAGAGGCAUGAACUUCUUAGAAAGGUUGUGAGACCCGUUAAUGGCCGAUUGGUGAUCUUGUUGCCAAAUGAUAGUAGUAGUAGUAGUAAAGAUAAUAGUCAGCGUGCUGGUGAGCGAUGUUGGUCGAUUGUGGCUAACCACGUUGAUGAUGCCGAGAGGUUUUUUAAGGAGACUGUUGAGAAUCGGGAUGAAGGGGUUAUUAUUAAGGAUCUUGGUUCGAAAUGGGAACCGGGUGAUACGAGUAGGUCAUGGCUCAAGGUGAAGCCUGAUUAUGGUAAUGCAGGGGCCGAUUUAGAUGUUUUGAUUAUUGGAGGGUAUUAUGGUUCAGGUCGCCGUGGAGGGGAGAUUGGUCAGUUUUUGGUUGGUCUUGCAGAGAAGUCUAGUUCAGGUUCUUACCCUAGGAGGUUCGUGUCCUUUUGUAGGGUUGGUACAGGGUUAACUGAUGAGGAACUUGAUGAAUUAGUGACAAAACUGAAACCCUAUUUUAGGAAGUACGAGUAUCCAACGAAAUCACCCCCGAGUUUUUACAAAGUUACUAAUCACGCUAAAGAAAGACCAGAUGUUUGGGUUGAGAGCCCUGAAAAGUCGGUGAUUGUGUCAAUUACGAGUGAUAUUCGUACCAUAAGUUCUGAGGUUUUUGCUGCACCGUACUGCUUGAGGUUUCCUCGGAUUGAUCGGGUGAGAUAUGAUAAGCCUUGGCAUGAUUGUUUUGAUGUUCAGUCUUUCCUUGAGUUGGUAGUUAUGAGUAAUGGGACAACAAAAAGAAGAGGUGGUGCAGAUAAUAAUCAAGGGUUGCCAAAACGUGCACGGACUUUGAAAAAUGGAGGAGGAAAUAAAAGACUCAAUCUCACAGUUCCUUCUCAUUUCACUCAGACUGAUGUUUCUAAAGUGAAGGGGGAAUCACAACUUUUUUCUGGUAUUGUAUUUCACUUUGUGAAUGUGCCUUCUGAACAUUCGUUGGAUUCUCUCCACAAGUUGGUUGUUGAGAAUGGUGGAACUUUUUCCAUGAAUUUGAACAACACGGUUACUCAUUGUGUUGGGGCAGAGAGUCGAGGGAUCAAGUAUGAGGCGGUAAAGAGGCGUGGAUGCGAUGUUAUCCACUACUCUUGGGUUUUCGAUUGUUGCUCACAGAAGCAGCUCCUCACCUUGAUGCCCAAACAUUAUGUCUUCCUUUCCGACUCUACAAGAAAGAAGUUACAAGAACAGAUUGAUGAAUAUUCAGACUCUUACUUUUGUGAUCUUAGCGUUGUUGAGUUGAAACAGAUCUUUUGCAACGUGAUCAGAUCAGAAGAUGCAAAAAUGGUUGACCACUACAAGAAAAAGUACUGUCCGCGUGAAAAAUGGGGUGUUUUCCGUGGUUGCUGCAUAUAUUUCCACCCAUUUGCAAAAUCCAAUUCCGCUUCUUGGGACAUCUUUUUGAAAAUAGCUACACGGAGAAUGAAAGUAGAAGUAUCUUUAGGUGGUGGGGAAGUUUGUGACAACCCUUCUCAAGCAACCCAUAUAGUAGUCGUGUCAGUCCCGGGACAUGAGCUUAAAUUUGAAACCUUGUUACAGAGUUUCCCAGCGAACCAGCAAUCUAUCUUACGUAGGAGAAGACUUAAUGUUGUGGGGUCACAGUGGUUGGAGGAUUGCCUCAAAAAGGAGCAGAAAUUGCCCGAAGUGGCAUACAACCUGAAACCAACUACCUUCGAAGAAUCUGCUUCUGAUGAAGAGAAAGGUGGAAAUGAUGAUGGUUAUGAAGAAAAGCCGAGGAAGUCUGUUUCAAAAACCGUUCCCCGUAUCACGGAACCCAAAAGAAAACGGGGAAGGGCUGUUGGAGCAAGCACUAGGAAAAGCAAAACAAUUGUCAGCAAACCUCCGAGUACAAAAAGGGCCAGAGUUGGAAGCAGACCUGCUAAAUUACAUGAAAUUUCCUUAGAAGACGACUUUAGUGAGCAUGAAACUGAUGAAAUGGCAACGGGCAUAUCCUUUGAUGAUAAGCAUAACGAGCAGGAUAUUCUCGGGAAAUCUGGUCUUGAAACUGGGAACUUUGGAUUAUGCUCAAAACACGGUUUAUCAGAAAAGAACAAGGAGAUUAAGGAAGAAAUCAAGACUGAUGAACUGGCAAAAGCAAACCAUAUCACCCAGAAGAAUGUUUUUGAUGAUAAAUCUGGUCUUGAAAAGAACGAAGAGAAUGUGGAAGAACAGAAGCCUGACUUUAAUGAGAAGAGGAAACACUGCUUUCAAAAUUCUGGGUUUGUUACGUGCAGUAAACCGGAUAAAGACAGAGAUUACUCCUCUACUACAGGGAAAUUGGAUGUGAUGGUUGAUUCAGUUCAUGGGUUAUUGUUAGAUUUGAUCCCAGGUCUUGCUACUAAUGUUGCUUCAGAAAACAAAGGUUUACCAUCAACACAAACACAAGAUGGAUCUUUUGUAGAACCGGCGACAGGAGAACCAGUGAAGAAGAAGAAAGUUAGCUAUAGGGAACUUGCAAAGCAGCUGCUUAAGGACUGAGGUAAAUCCAUUUGUUACUGCAUUAUGUUUUUCUCUGAUCAUUUUGUAAAAUGAUGUACAGUGACAGUGCAUUUUACAGUGUCAAUUUGAAUGCAUCUUGCAUUUUAUCUCUA